Molecule: messenger RNA, 1133 nt
Organism: Helicoverpa zea (corn earworm)
Lineage: Eukaryota; Metazoa; Arthropoda; Insecta; Lepidoptera; Noctuidae
Exons: 1
Source: RefSeq, a predicted model, not a curated record
CGUUUAUUGUAUUGCUUCCCCUUAGGAGAAGAUACCGCAAAUGAGGUCAUAAACAUCCACGAUGAUUCUCCGUCGGACCCAGCAGAACCAAUCGCCGGACCGUCUACACUGGUUUCAGUGACGGCACCACCUACUGUGCCUACAGCAGAAUCGGUAGCACCUGCGCAGGCUGGCCAGUCGAUAACGAUUGCAGAAGAAGCCCAAGCAUCACCGACGGUAGAUGAGAAUAUAUUUACAUUAGAUCCAGAUAUUCUACAACUACUAGGCGAGGACCCUACCAAUCAAAAAAAUUAUGGAGAUAGUCUUCAUAAAGACAUUGCGUCAAGGUGGACGCAUAUAUUAGUCAACGGGUUAUCUAAGGAAACACAAAUGGAGCUAAUGAAAUGCUACUUACCACCAGAAAAUUGUCCCAACAUGAAAGCUCCUAAAUUAAAUUUAGAAAUCAAGGCAGCUCUGUCAGAUGUUAAUAUUAAGAAAGAUCUAUACAGUCAAAGCAAACAAAAUCAACUUGCUAAUAGUCUUGCAGCUAUAGGACGAGCUUUGAAUUGGGCCUUGUCAUCUAAUAAUACAGUACCUCAGGAUAUUAUUAAAUCCCUCAGCGAUGCCGGUCGGCUCGUAUGUGAUAGCCAUUAUAAAGAGUCGCUAUCUCGGCGUUAUGCAGCGCUUAGUACUCUCAAUAGAAGCAUUAAAGAUACCGUCAAAAAUACAAACAUCGAUGAGCAUCUGUUUGGAUCUGCAUUAUCAGAACAUAUUAAGACCUCGAAAGCCAUAAACAAGACUGGUUCUGAAAUUAAACAAAAAAUUCAGCGUCCUCAGUAUAGGACCCUGUCAGCAACACAAACUAGGGGUGCUUUAAACUCGAGGGGGGCGCCGCCGCACGUAGCAGCAGCGGUCCAGCCGCGGCCGACCCCAGCACCGCGUCGACCACCGAGGGACCGCCGACAGGAGGCGCCGCGAGUCCGCCGCCCCACCAGCAACGCGCGGCACCAGACGCGGAGACGAUAGACGAAGAGGACGUCAGACAGGUACCUGUUGCAGGCCGCUUAUCAUAUUUUUAUGAUAAAUGGCAUGACAUUACUAAAGAUCAGAUCAUUUUGAGUUGGAUUCAGGGGUAUAAAAUACCCUUCAUUGUA